GUAGUGACAUCAAUGUGUGACAUCACGCAAUUUGAUGUCACAAAGAGUGAUGCACAAAAAGCUGCAYUCUUGAAUUCUACUGUCAUAACCAUUGCAGAACCUASACAGCAAGAAGGAGUGUAUCCAAGCAAGAGUUUGAMAAGGAUUUUUACAAACAAUUCAUAAUGAGUGAAAGCAGCAAGACWUCGUUUUCAGAUUCAGAGGAGGAAAAAGGACAUCAAAUGUUAGCGAGAGAAAGACAGAGGCUUCAUGACCUCUUGGAAGAAGUUGGAAGGAUGUCCUUUGACACGCACUCAUUAAUUAAAGCMAAUGAGGAUUUAAAAAUCAAAGUWCUAAAUCUAGAGCAAGUGGCKUUUGAAAGAAACAAGCUUGCUCAAGACAAAGAAGAAGAAUUUAAAAAACUGGUGGACAAGAACAUGAACCUAGAAGAGGACAAAUCCAUACUGGAAAAGAUCAACACCGCAAUAGAGAAGAAAAACAUGGACUGUGAUAAAGAAAUUGCUGCACUGACGCAGAAAUUCAGGGCUCUGGAGGAGAAAAACACCACCCUGGAGGAAGAAAACUCUGUUCUCGAGCAGGUGAAUUACAUCUUGGAGACCUAUAACACAGUCCAUGUCCAGGAAAACGCCGACCUGAGGCAGCAAAGCGAGGCUCUGGAAAGAGAAAACASAACCCUGGAGGAGAAAAACACCGACCUGGAGGACAAAAUCACUGCCCUGAAGAAGGAAAAUUCUGAUUAUGAGCAGGUAAACUUUAUCUUGGACGGGGAAAAUAAAGUUUACGCCGAGGAAGUCUCAGACCUGAGGCAGGAAAGGAAGGUUCUCUGGAAGGAAAAUGCCGUCUUGGAGAAAGAAAACGCCGCGCUGAAGCAGGAAAACACCGCACUGGAGGAGAAAAACACCACCCUGGAAAAGAAAAACACCAACUUGGAGGAGAAAAACACCAUCCUGGAGGAGAAAAACACAAAAUUGGAGCAGGAAAACGCUGCCCUGCAGCAGGAAAACAAGAAAUUAUUGGAACAGCAUAACCAGGAGCCAUCUAAUGAGGAAGCCCACAUAGACAUCCAGUCGAUUUCCGACCAGCCACAGAAGGAGCCACACCUUUUCAGAUGUGUGAUCGGAGGCGUCUGCAAUACAUUUCUGAAAAUGUAUCAAACAGGCACUCUGAGAGAUGAAAGAGUUCAGCGCAGAUCGGCUCACCUGAGGGACGCGACCAGGAGGAACCUUUCCGUUUCAGGUGUGGAACAUUUGAGCCUCAGCCUGCAGCGUGAAUGAACAGCCGAUGCGUGAAUGAACAGCCGAUGCGUGAAUGAACAGCCGAUGCGUGAAUGAACAGCCGAUGCGUGAAUGAACAGCAGCUCAAGUGAAGACAACACGGACAGAAAAUAUUAAGUCAAUAAAAGGCCUUAAAAUGUGAGUUUUUCUAACUUUGUACAUUCUGUUUGGUUUUAUAUUAAAUAAAAACACAUAUAUU
This is a messenger RNA of Poecilia reticulata (guppy), 1473 nucleotides long. NCBI's taxonomy places the organism in Eukaryota, Metazoa, Chordata, Actinopteri, Cyprinodontiformes, Poeciliidae. The record is from RefSeq and is a predicted model, not a curated record.